Molecule: messenger RNA, 1380 nt
Organism: Dunckerocampus dactyliophorus (ringed pipefish)
Lineage: Eukaryota; Metazoa; Chordata; Actinopteri; Syngnathiformes; Syngnathidae
Exons: 6
Coding region: 215-754 (179 amino acids)
Biological process (GO): mitochondrial outer membrane permeabilization; positive regulation of apoptotic process
Cellular component (GO): nucleus; mitochondrial outer membrane; mitochondrial envelope
Source: RefSeq, a predicted model, not a curated record
UUAGGGAGGGAGUGACGGCGGGGGUGCAGCAUGGAUUAGUGCAGCGACAAGGACUGGCGCCUUUAUUUAUUUCUUUAUUUUUAUUUUUAGGCUUCCACAACAAAAGGGGGAGUGAUUGAGGGAGAUCCUCCUGAGGACAUUUGCACUUGUUACUCCUCGCUGCCUUCUUCAGCGGCCACGGUGUGCACCUCCAAGCCCCCCCACCUCAGCCAGUAUGUCCAGCUCGCAGACACCAGAGGACGGCCUCUACGGCUCCUGGGUGGAACUGGAGGAGCUGAUCGCAGCGGUGAGCCGCAGGGAGAGUCUGUCAGGGCCGCAGGAUAGCAUCUCCUCCGCUCUGCAGGAGGAGCUAGAGAGGAUCCUCCUGGAGGCGCAGCUGGAGUGCGAGAGGAAUCGAGACAGUCCCACGCAGGUCGUGACCCCACAGUCGGCCGGUUCCCCAAGACCCCCCAGUGAUCCAGACAGUGACUGUAUCACCAUACAGGAGGAGAGUGACAGGAGAGCAGACACUGAUUGGGUGUGGGACUGGUCCAGCAGGCCUGAAAACAUGCCACCAAAAGAGUUCAUGUUUCAGCACCCGAAGCAGCCAAGCUCUCUCAGCGUCCGAAAGACGGAGGUGAUGAAGAGGGGGAUCUUCUCGUCCGACGUGCUCCUCAUCCUCGUUCCCUCGCUGCUGGCUUCACAUCUCCUCACGCUUGGCAUCGGCAUCUACAUAGGAAAGCGUUUGGCUUCUUCCACAACUAGCACACUGUGACAUAAGCCCAAGGCUAACCCCCGCCCCCCUCCCUAUCGCUGACGUGUUGGCCAGUAAGGUCACGUCCUCCCCUUCAUCACAACCAUAGUACCUCGCCUGUUUGCUUCUGUGUUUAUCACUAUGUGUGUGCGCGUGUGUGUGCGUGUGUGUGUGUUUGUGUGGCUAUAGCCAGCAGUUACUUCUGCAUGUUGUAGAGCCCUUAAACGGAGGGGAAGGGGGGUGGGGGGGUUGUUGUAUGGAUGGACGCGAGCCAAUGAGUCAGACUGAGGUCACUUUAGCCUCUGAAGAAUAAUCAGAGGAAAGACAUCGGCCAGAUGAUACAACGAAAGGAGAAUUUCCUCAUCUAAAAAAGAAAAAAAAUGGUCUUUGUCCGGAGCAGAGAACGCUGUGUUCGCACAGAUAAAAUACGCAAGCCCUUUGGACAACCUUGGGAAAAAAAGCUGUCAUUUGUCACAAGUAAUGACCCUCUGUAAAAUGUUUUUUUUUCUCUGCCAUAUAUCUCUAAAGUUUUUUUCUGUGUGAGAGUAGGAGUGCUUGUACUUUUUUUGUCCCCUAAUCCCAUUAAAUAUUUAACCUCCCACUAAGACAAUCCCGAUCCCAUUAAACAUCACUCCUCCAAACCUCAA